Messenger RNA from Fusarium tjaetaba, 235 nucleotides. RefSeq names its product sporozoite surface 2 precursor. NCBI's taxonomy places the organism in Eukaryota, Fungi, Ascomycota, Sordariomycetes, Hypocreales, Nectriaceae. The annotation marks the transcript as partial. Gene Ontology annotation, biological process: fungal-type cell wall organization. Gene Ontology annotation, cellular component: fungal-type cell wall. The transcript has a single exon. The record is from RefSeq and is a predicted model, not a curated record. Gene Ontology annotation, molecular function: structural constituent of cell wall.
AUGUACUCAUUCAACACCGCCGCUCUCGUUGCCCUUGCUGGCUUCUCCGCCGUCCAGGCCGCCAUUGUCUCUCCUGCUCCUCAGCCUACCGGCGUCAAGAACGGCACCGUCACCAUCACCAGUGUGUACGAUGUCUAUACCACUGUCUGCGCUGGUCCUACCAGCUUCCACCUCGGAGGCAAGGACUACGUCGUCACUGAGCCUUGCACUCUGACCAUCACUGACUGCCCUUGCA